AGAGUAGUUAGUAGUAGGUAGCUAGCUUUGCUUCAUCAUAAAUAUAUGCAUUCACAUACAUCUGGCCUUUAAUUAUAAGAGAAGAUCAAUCUAUCUAUCUGAUGUUAUGUAUUUAUUUAUAUAAUUAAAUAAAAGGCUAGGCUGGGGUGGAGAGGCAUGGAUGGAGGUAGAAGAAGAUCGUCUGGUGAAGACUACUCAGAAGAGGAAGAAGAGUAUAGGAUUGAGGAUCUAGGUGAAGGAUCCAACAAGUCCUCUUGGAAGAAAUUUAGUUUUAGGAAUAAUAUUAACUGUAUCCCUAGUAGCAGGCAAAGGCAAACACCCCACUCAUGCCAUGGCUUCCUCAUCCAUCCUGAUAAUAGGUGGUACCUACUGUGGACGCAGUUCAUUCUGAUAUGGGCUGUUUACUCCUCAUUCUUCACUCCGCUGGAGUUUGGAUUCUUCAGAGGCCUCCCGGAGAAUCUCUUCCUUCUAGACAUAGCAGGCCAAAUUGCCUUCCUUAUAGACGUAGUUGUGCGCUUCUUUGUGGCCUACCGCGACGCUCACUCUUACCGCAUUGUCUUCAAUCCCAACCAAAUUGCUAUCCGCUACUUGAAAUCUCGUUUUCUGGUUGAUGUGCUCGGCUGCUUUCCAUGGGAUGCUAUUUACAAGGCUUGUGGCAGAAAAGAGCUUGUCCGAUAUCUUCUGUGGAUUAGGCUAAGUCGAGCGCUUAGAGUGACCGAGUUUUUUGAAAAGCUGGAGAAAGACAUCCGUAUCAAUUAUCUGUUUACCAGGAUUGUAAAACUUUUUGUGGUUGAACUAUACUGCACACAUACGGCUGCCUGCAUCUUUUACUACCUGGCUACUACACUGCCUCCGUCGCAAGAAGGUUACACCUGGAUAGGAAGUUUAAGGUUAGGUGAUUAUAGUUAUGCGCACUUCAGAGAUAUCGACCUCUGGAAACGAUAUAUCACAUCAUUGUAUUUUGCUAUUGUUACCAUGGCCACUGUUGGAUAUGGAGAAAUUCAUGCCGUCAAUAUCCGGGAAAUGAUAUUUGUUAUGGCUUAUGUUUCCUUAGACAUGAUUCUUGGUGCUUAUCUACUGGGUAACAUGGCAGCACUAAUUGUUAGAGGAUCAAAAACUGAGAGGUUUAGGGAUAAAAUGGCGGAUCUUAUCAAGUACAUGAACAGAAACAAGCUAGGGAAGAACAUAAGCAAAGAGAUUAAAAACCACGUUAGGUUACAGUAUGAAAGCAGUUAUCCUGAAGCCGAGAUUCUUCAACAUAUUCCAGUUUCUAUUCGAGCAAAGAUUUCACGAAAAUUGUAUGAGCCUUACAUCAGGGAGGUCCCCCUUUUCAAAGAUUGCUCUUAUGGGUUCAUCAAACAGAUUGCAAUCAGAGUGCAUGAAGAAUUUUUCCUUCCAGGAGAAGUAAUAAUGGAGCAGGGAAACAUGGCCGAUCAACUCUACUUUGUUUGCCAUGGGAAACUGGGUGAAGUAAGAAACGCCGCAGAAGAAGAAGAAGAAGAAAAUGGAACAGAUGGAUCCUCCUCUCUUACCAGUCUUGACACCUACAGCACCAUUGGUGAAGUUUCUGUACUGUGUAAUAUCCCGGUUCCUUACACAAUUCAAGUUGGUGAACUAUCUAGACUACUGCGAAUUGAUAAGCAAACAUUUCUGGAGAUUGUCGGUAUGUACUUCUCUGAUGGGCGAAACAUCAUCAAUAAUCUCCUUGAGGGAAAAGAUCCAAACCUUGGGAAGAAGAUAUUGGAGUCAGACAUAACACUAAACAUCUCAAAACAUGAAUCUGAGUUGGCUAUGAGAUUAAAUUGUGCAGCUCAUGAGGGAGAUCUCUAUCGUCUGAGAUGUCUAAUCGGUGCUGGAGCUGACCCUGCUGGCGUAGAUUACAAUGGAAAAUCACCUUUGCAUCUUGCUGCAUCCAAAGGACACGAAGAUAUUGCUCAGUUUCUGGUUCAAAAAGGGGUGAACAUCAAUCUUAGAGAUAACUUUGGCAACAAUCCCUUGUUUGAAGCAAUAAAGGGGGGCCAUGAUCAUGUCACUUGUUUGCUUGUGAAAGCAGGAGCAUCAUUGGAUAUCGAAGACGCUGGAAGUUGUCUUUGCAAUGUUGUUGCAAAAAAGGAUAUACAGUUUUUGAGAAGGCUUUUGGAUAAUGGAGUAAAUCCUAAUUCCAAAAAUUAUGAUCUCCGAACACCGCUUCACCUGGCUGCCUCUGAAGGAUUUUAUCAAAUGUCGUCGUUACUUUUAGAAGCCGGGGCUACUGUCUUCGCAAUGGACAGAAGAGGAAUUACACCACUUGAUGAAGCUCGGGUUAAUGGAAACAAGAAGCUAAUAAAGUUACUUGAAGAUGUGAAGAAUACUCAAAUUUCAAUGCAUCAAUAUAAAUCGCCUAUCGAGAAAAUUCAUGAUGCAAUUAGUGACAAUUAUUAAUAAAAUUUCACAUGUAAUAUUAGGACUCUAUGUAUUUGAGUCAGAGUAUGACUACUUAUCUUAGUCUCCUUAUCCUAGUCUUCCUAUGAUUCUCCUUGUAUAUAUAUCUCGUGCCUGUAUUAUUGUGAUCAAGUUUUGUACGUUAAUACAAUUUAAAGUUCUCAUAUGGUAUCAG
Ipomoea triloba (trilobed morning glory) is the source of this 2596-nucleotide messenger RNA. RefSeq names its product potassium channel SKOR-like. The transcript has 11 exons. The record is from RefSeq and is a predicted model, not a curated record. Gene Ontology annotation, cellular component: membrane. Lineage: Eukaryota; Viridiplantae; Streptophyta; Magnoliopsida; Solanales; Convolvulaceae. Gene Ontology annotation, molecular function: voltage-gated potassium channel activity; protein binding. The coding region runs from base 157 to 2421 and encodes 754 amino acids. Gene Ontology annotation, biological process: transmembrane transport; potassium ion transport.